UAAGUCCCAGCAUUGGAACGGUUUGCACAGUCUAGUCCGCGGCUUACAACUGCGUGCGCGCAUCGUUUGUGAAUUUUCAAUUUGAAUUUGACAAGAAAAUGCCCAGCCCGGCGUACAGCGUAGAGCUGUACCUCGGGGACGUGUCGGCCGAGGUGCAGGAGUACGCGCGGGAGCACUGCGGAGAAGACCCCGACACACGGCUCAAGGCCAUCUCUGAGCUGCGCGACAUAGUAUACGAACGGGGUGAAUGUACGCCACACCGGAUUGACGACGAGUUCCUGAUCAAAUUCCUUCGUGCCCGAAAAUUCAUACCUCAGCGCGCGCACAGGCUGAUGGUAAACUACUAUGAGUUCCGGGAAGAGAACCCGCAGCUGUGCUCGGACGUGUUCCCGCUGGAUCUGCGCGCCGUGGGUGACAGCAGCAUAUUGGCCGUGCCGCCCUACCUCGCGCAGGACGGACGUCGCGUCAUGAUCUACAGGAUCGGCUGCUGGGACCCGAACACGAUCCCUACGAACGAUCUAUUCAGGGCGACACUCAUAGCCAUGGAGCUGGGCAUGAUGGAGCCGGCGAGUCAAAUCCUGGGUGCGCACGCCAUCUUCGACCUGGAAGACAUCGGGCUUCACCACGCCUGGCAGGUCACGCCCGCCAUCGCCUCCAAGAUCGUCAAGCUGUUGGGGUCCUGUUUUCCUGCAAAUACCCACGCCAUCCACGUUAUAAACCACACAUGGGUAUUUGACAAAAUAUACAAUAUCUUCAAGCCGUUCCUCAACGCUGAAAUGCGGUCCAGGAUAUAUUUCCACGGAUACGAUGUAAAAUCCCUGCACAAACAUAUCCACCCUGACCAUUUGCCAGAGAGAUAUGGCGGUAUCUGGCCCGACUACUCUUACACGAUAUGGUUGGAGUCAUUGAAGAAAAACUACAAAGUAGUUAAAGAGAUGAUUAGUUGCGGUUACAAGUUUCGCGAAGAAGAGUUGUGCCCCGAAGUUGUUAGACAACUAAAAGAUGAAGGAGUAAAGUUGUCGUGAAAUUAUGCCCACGAUAUCUAGCAUAACAUUGAAACGUACCGGGAGCGGCGAUGUGUUCGGGGAGUUCGGCGCCCCGGGCUGUCGGCGAACAAGACAAAUUAUACCUUGGCUUGGAUACAACCUUAAUAACUUUUAAAGGAUAAUAAACAGGUUUUCAGUAAUUUUCAUUGGUUAAUGUUCAUGAACAGUGUUAUUUAAAGAGAUUGCAGAUCAUUUGGAAUUAGGCCAGAGAAACAAUUUAUCGGUUGAGCGAUCUAAGCAUAGUUAUUAGUAUAACCCAUUGACUUAAAUGUACUAGGUACGUACUAGAAAGGUUAUCGAGAACAAAUUUGAUGUUUGACGUCUGUCACUAAGCUAAAGAAUAAGCCCGAGGCGAAACUGUUAUGACAACUGUUCAUAUUCUGCCUACAUACGCACGGCAAAGAAUCGUGAUUAAAUGUUAUUUAUUAUUUUCAAUUGUGACGAAUAAUGUUUACGUAUGUAACAUGAGCGAUAUAAAAAUCAUAUAAAAUAGGUAUAAAACCCUUUCUUACUACCUCUCGUUGUUUUUCUAAUCACGUUUAUAGCACAAAUAACUCUUUAUGUUAAGUAAAAAAGUAAAAAAACUAUAAAAAAUAACGGGUUAAAGAAUUAUAUGUAAUUACUUUGCAUAUAUUCUGUGAACAAUAACCUACCUACGUGUUACUUCUGCGAAAUGUAACCUAUGAGCCUGAAUGAUUUUAAUUGACGUUUCAAUAUAAUUUAAAUUGAGUUUUUAAACAACAGUUUUUCGCAAUGGAAUGUCAUUAUAUUGAUUUUAAUAUGUUUAUAGGUAUUAUUAGUAUAAUUUUUCAUUACACAUAAAGGCAUUUUUCAUUAUUUUAACAAUUUUCGUUAUAUGCGUGGCAUCUCGCUAGUAGUCGGAGACGUACUAAACGCAAUGAAGUAAAACGUUUUCUUCGAGAUGCCUUCUCUAGUACUACAUAGUACCUCAAUGGUGGUAUAACAUCGAAAAGUUUUAUUAACUUUAACCCAACUAAUUUUGAUUAGAUAUUAGAUCUAAUGCUUUUUGGAAGGCAAUCUAAACGUAGGUAGCCUCUAUAUGUAUGUCACCCGAGCUAUAUACAAUGCCGGCUUAGUGGUAUUGCCGCUGCGGUAGAAUAUAGUACGCUAAUGUAUAUUAUAUACCACCAUCCAUAUAUAAAACAAUAGUUUUAUAUAUGGAUGGUGGUAUAUAAUAUUUGGUUUUGCCGUAGUCGAUAAAAACUGACAAAAAAUAGCCACCUUAUUGUUUAGAUUAAUAUGUUUGUGACAGAACCUUGUUGUCACGGGUACAUUAUUUUUGAAUGCCAGUAAAUGUAAUAAUUUCGUGUUUGUUUAUAACGUAGGUGAACCUAAUUUAUAGUUAAUAUAAUGUAAGGAGAUUAAAUAGCAAAUAAAAAUAGCCAGUAAGAGAUCCUUAGGCGAUAUUGAUUUAAUUUACCACAUUUAUGAGUAAUGUGGUUGGUAGUUCAAUAUACUAGAAGUUUAGGUAUAAUGGUAUUAAUGGCAUCUUAUUCAGACAAGAUGAGAGGAUAUUAGUUUUAACUAUAUAUAUUUACCGACCUUAUUAAUUUAUUUGGACGACCGGUCUGGCCUAGUGGUUAGUGACCCUGCAUAUGAAGCCGUUGCUCCUGGGUUCGAAUCCUGGUAAGGGCAUUUAUUUGUGUGAUGAGCACAAAUAUUUGUUCUUGAGUCAUGGGUGUUUUUAUAUACGUAUUUAAGUAUUUAUAUACUAUAUGUAUAUAUAUCGUUGUCUGAGUACACACAUCACAAGCCUUCUUGAGCUCAUCGUGGGGCUUCGUUAAUUUGUGUAAAAAUGUCCAAUAUUUAUUUAUUCAUUAUUAGGCAUCGGAGUUUUUAUCGCACGUGUAAGACGUUAGUGAGUAAUGGAAUUGACAUUAUCAAUAAAGCUCAUCUUAUAUUCGUACUCGUACUCAUUCAUCUAAUUAAUUAGUGAUUUCAAUUUUAUAAUCAAGGACAAGAACGUUAUCGAAUUUAUAUAUGAUCUUAUAAUUUUGUCUUUGAAAGUAUAAAUAUUACAAAUAAGAAUAAGGACCAUUUUUGGUAUGGAUUAUAUUACGAAAUUUCUUAAAAGACAACAAUUUGUAUAUUAAAAGAGAAAUAAAUAAUAUGAAUAUUAAAUGAAUCAAUACAACAAAUAAAUAGUAAUUAUUCUUAUUUGUAAUGUUUAUGUCCUGAAAGAAAAAAAAGAAAGGAUCGUUAACAAACUCAACAUUCUUGUCCUUGAUUAUAAAAUUGAAUAAAUGAAUGAGUAUGAAUAUGAGUUGAAUUUUAUUACUAAUGUUGACUCCAUAGCUCGCUAAAGUCUUACAGUGCGGUAAAAACUCCGAUGCCUGUAAUUAUUAUAUUUCUUAUUGUUUAUUUGCUACUGUAUGGAACUGGAAUAACAAGGUAAAUUUAGUACGAAUGUAUUUGUAAUUCUUCUUCAAUUUGUUUGACUGAAAAUAGAAGUAGGAGUAUUGUAUUAAUGCACAAAGUACCUAUGUUCAUGUUGUUCAUAAUACUUUCUGGCAUCUUAGUCCGAUCCUCGGUUGAUACUAUACCUACUUUAGACGUAGACUGUUUUUUCUGUUAUAAUUAGGCGUAUUUAGAUCAUAUUGAUUAAAGAAAUCGUCAAGAGUCUGUGAUAUAAAAGUGCGUUUUAUUCUUAAAUCUUAGUUAUAUCUUAUGAUAACUGUAGAGGAUUUGUGCCAGCUUCCUCUGUAUCAAGAGUCGUCGCUUGACGAGCUAGUUCAACUUAAACACUUACAAUACGAAGGUAAUUAGUAAGUCCUAGCAGUUCUUAUUUCAUUUUAGGGAAAGAGUUUAUGUUAGUACCGUAAGUAAUAUUCAUAUUUUCUUAAUAAUUAUUUUGUGUAAAAUCGGCAAAACAUUAGAUUAGUAGAUUUUUAAGGAAGGGUGUAAUUUUCAUUUUAUGUUAUUUAAUGUACGGACAAUUUAUAAAUAACCAACAAUCUAGCUUAAGUUAAUUUAAUGAUAUUUAUGACAAUAUUAUAUAUAUAUGAUAUUUAUGAAUAUUCCAAUCAGA
Molecule: messenger RNA, 4095 nt
Organism: Cydia pomonella (codling moth)
Lineage: Eukaryota; Metazoa; Arthropoda; Insecta; Lepidoptera; Tortricidae
Product: alpha-tocopherol transfer protein-like
Exons: 6
Coding region: 99-1025 (308 amino acids)
Cellular component (GO): membrane
Molecular function (GO): phosphatidylinositol bisphosphate binding
Source: RefSeq, a predicted model, not a curated record